This is a messenger RNA of Rosa chinensis, 912 nucleotides long. RefSeq names its product E3 ubiquitin-protein ligase SINAT3. The record is from RefSeq and is a predicted model, not a curated record. The transcript is spliced from 3 exons. Gene Ontology annotation, molecular function: protein binding; zinc ion binding; ubiquitin protein ligase activity. The coding region runs from base 1 to 912 and encodes 303 amino acids. Gene Ontology annotation, biological process: ubiquitin-dependent protein catabolic process; multicellular organism development. Gene Ontology annotation, cellular component: cytoplasm. Lineage: Eukaryota; Viridiplantae; Streptophyta; Magnoliopsida; Rosales; Rosaceae.
AUGGAGGAUGAUGGUGUGGAAUGUUUGUCAACCUGUGAUGGGAUCUAUAAGGAACACAUUUAUCUCCGCCGCCUCUGCCGCCGCCGUCGUCACCACCGUCUUUCAUUGGCCUCCGCCAAUAAGUCUCGGGCAACAAACCUCCAUGAACUUCUGCAAUACCCUGUCUGCACAAACUCUAUGUACCCACCAAUCAAUCAGUGCCUAAAUGGGCACACUCUGUGCACCAUUUGCAAAUCGAAAGUAAAGAACUGCUGCCCAACUUGUAGAGAACAACUUGGAGACAUCAGAUGCCUGGCAUUAGAGAAAGUCGAGGAGUCACUGAAACUUCCUUGCAAGUAUCGCUCUUUGGGAUGCAUGGAGAUCUUUCUUUACUACAAGAAAGUUAAGCAUGAGGCUAAAUGUGACUUCAGACCAUACAAUUGCCCCUAUCCUGGAUCUGAGUGCUCAGCAGUUGGGGAUAUUGCUUUUCUGGUUGACCAUCUGAUAGUUGAUCACAAGGUUGAUAUGCACAAUGCAUGCAGCUUUGAUCAUCUUUAUGUUAAGUCCACUCCCUGGGAGACAGAAAAUGAGGCCAAGAUGCUUAUGGUAUUUAACUGUUACAGCCAUUACUUCUGCCUGCAUUUUGAAGCCUUCCAGCUGGGCAUUGCACCAGUUUACAUUGCAUUUCUCCGUUUCAUGGGCAAUGCGGUUGAAGCCCGAACCUUCAGCUACAGACUGGAGGUUGGAGCACAUGGAAGGAAACUAAUAUGGGAAGGAACCCCUCGGAGCAUACGUGAGAGCCAUCAGAAGGUAAGGGAUAGCCAUGACGGUCUCAUAAUCCAGCGUAACAUGGCACUCUUUUUUUCCACUGGAGAAAGGAAGGAGUUCAAGCUUCGGGUCACCGGACAGAUAUGGAAGGCCAAGAGCACCUAG